This is a messenger RNA of Anguilla anguilla (European eel), 3373 nucleotides long. It is a transcript of the gene f13a1b, whose product is annotated as coagulation factor XIII, A1 polypeptide b. The record is from RefSeq and is a predicted model, not a curated record. Bases 146 to 2338 code for a protein of 730 amino acids. The transcript is spliced from 15 exons. Gene Ontology annotation, molecular function: protein-glutamine gamma-glutamyltransferase activity. Gene Ontology annotation, biological process: blood coagulation, fibrin clot formation; peptide cross-linking. NCBI's taxonomy places the organism in Eukaryota, Metazoa, Chordata, Actinopteri, Anguilliformes, Anguillidae.
CGGUAUAAGUAGGAGCAGAAGCGGUCUCGGCCAGAGCUUCUGCACCUCAGACCGUCUGAUCCCCUCGGAGGCCCUGACUCAGGAGCGCAGCUUUCUCCAGCACAGGUUUCAAAGGUGAGAGAGGACGUACGAGCCAGCCAGAACCAUGUCACAGUCAGAGCCUGAAACUCCCAAAAAGAAGGUGUCCUUUCGCGGUCGCAGCAAUGUCCCGGUGGCUGCCUCCAACGCUGAGGGGGAGGACUCCCCCGAGUUUGAGCCUUUUGGGCUAAUGCCCCGUGGCCCGCCCCCACUGGCAGAAUUCCUGGACAUCUGGGACGUGAACAUGCUCGCCCAACCGAAUGAAAUCAACAAGAGGGAGCACCGCACCUCCCUGUACUCCAGCCCCCUGCUCAUCGUGCGCCGGGCCCAGGAGUUCCAGAUCAGGGUCACCUUUAACCGAGCCUACGACCCCUCCAAGGACCAGUUCCUGCUGGAGUUUGUCAUCGGCUCCAGCCCACAGACGAGCAAGGGCACCUACAUCCCCGUCUUCCCAGAUCCUGAUAGGAUGGGGCUCUGGAGGGGGCGUGUCCUGGAUAGCAUUGACAACAUGGUCACGGUGGGAAUCACUGCAGCGCCAGACAGCAUUGUGGGAAAGUUCCGCACCUACGUGGCGGUCCUGACCCCUUACGGAAUCCGCCGGACCCGGAGAGAAGUCAAGCACGACGUCUAUGUCCUGUUCAACCCCUGGGCGUCAGAUGAUGCUGUGUUCCUGAAGGAUGAGACAGAGAGAAAAGAGUACAUCCUAGAAGAGUCAGGGGUCGUUUACCAUGGGGAGGCCGGUGAUGUUUCUGCAAGGCCAUGGAAUUUUGGACAGUUUGAGUAUGGAGUUCUCGAUGCCUGUCUGUAUGUGAUGGACCAAGCUCAGAUGCCUAUCACCAACAGGGGAGAUCCAAUCAAAGUAGCCCGCAAGGCUUCUGCUGCGAUAAACUCCCGCGACGACGACGGAGUGCUGGUAGGGAACUGGAGCGGGGACUACACCUACGGCGUCGCGCCCACGUCCUGGACGAGCAGCGUGGAAAUCUUGCUCACCUACGCCACCAGCAAGCGGCCCGUCUGCUAUGCGCAGUGCUGGGUCUACGCAGCGGUGUUCAACACAUUCCUGCGAUGUUUAGGGAUCCCAGCCAGGGUGGUCACCAACUUCUACUCCGCCCAUGACAACGAUGGCAACUUAAAAACUGACAUCAUCGUGGACGAGGACGGGAGAGUGGACAGAGCUCGCACCAAGGAUUCCAUUUGGAACUAUCACUGCUGGAACGAAUGCUACAUGACCAGGCCUGACCUUCCUCCAGGCUUUGGAGGGUGGCAGGCUGUAGACGCAACCCCCCAGGAAACUAGCGAUGGACUGUACCGAUGUGGUCCUGCCUCUGUCCGAGCCAUCAAACAUGGGCAGAUUUGCUUCCCCUUCGAUGCGCCGUUUAUAUUCGCUGAGGUGAACAGCGAUGUCAUUUUUUACAAACGGGACAAGAGUGGGAACAUGCAGGCUGUUAAAGUGAACACCUCCCAUGUGGGUCGCAUGGUACUGACCAAAACGAUUGGUGGAGAGCAUCCCUUUGACAUCACAAGCCAGUACAAGUUCCCUGAAGGCACCGAGGAGGAGCGCACCGUCUCGAAGAAGGCGGAGGAGUACGGAUUGGGACGGCAGAAGGUGGACUACCCCGAGACGGACGUGCAAGUGGACAUUCUGGUGCAGGAAGUGAGCGUGGGAGACGACUUCCAGCUGACCCUGGAGUUCAAGAACCACAGCAGGGACCACCGCAGUAUCAACGCCUUCAUCAACGGCUACGUGGUCUACUACACCGGUGUCACCAGCGAUGAGAUCAAGUACAAGACCCUGAAGGUCACCUUGGACCCUUUGCAGACUGAGCGGGUCACAGUGGAUGUGCGCUCCAAAGACUACAUGAGCAAGCUGGUGGAGCAGUGCAACCUCCACUUCAUCGUCACUGGCCGCGUAGAGGAGGGAGACCAGAUCGUCUCCGCCAUGCGAGUCAUCACCCUGCACGUGCCCAAGCUCUUCAUAAAGGUGAUGGGCGAGCCGCGAGUUAGCGAGGAGACGCUGGUUUCUGUGGAGUUUACCAACCCGUUUCAGUUCAGCCUGGAUAACGUGUACCUCCGCAUGGACGGGCCGGGGCUCAUGUCUCCCAAAAUCAAACACUUCAGCCUGAUCUCCCCGAACUCCUCCGUGACAUGGCCAGACUCCUUCACUCCGCGGCGGCCCGGGCCCACCAAGCUGAUGGUUACCCUGGACUGCGUCGCCCUGAGGCAGGUGUACAGCCAGGUGCUGCUCAACGUCAAGCCUUAAAGCGGCGGCGCUCUGCCUGCCCACGCCUCUUAUCUCUGAAGAGGGUGAGAGGUUAGGGUCACGCUCACUAUGAGCAGGCCAGCAUUUUAUAUUACCUCUCUUCCUCCCCAUCCUGUCUUUCGUCUUCUGUCCUUUUAUUGCUAGAGUAGUCACAGUACAUGGGCUCUUUCCACUGUUGAAGAUACUGGAGAGCAGUUAUGCACCCUUAGAUGACCAAAAGAACGAGUGGGAGCUCUCCAACAGAACAAAGAAGGUUUUUCAAAGUGGGUUUUGGUGGCUACCACAACAGACAAAUGGGGUGUACGUUUUGCUCUGAUGUCAUCGAGCAUGUCCAUAGCAGUGAAACCAGCGGCUGUGGAGCUCCAUUCUCUACAACAAUACCUACACUGGUAUCGCUCAGUAUAUUUAACUUGUAUUUAAGGUUAUGCCUUCCAGAGCUCAAUGUUACUUUAUUCCAGCUGACAGCACUGCAUAUAUUUAGAUCACAAUAUAAGGUCAUCAUAAUGCAGUUUAAGCAUUCCAUUCACAUGCCGUUUUAAGUAAGCAGAAGCAGCUAAUGUUGAUUAGAGAGCAUAACUGUUGGAGAUGUGAAAUGGCUGUAUUAACAUACUAACCAUAUUAGCCCAGCUUUCAUAUUUAAAGGCAAGCAAGUCCAUUGGUGUGGGUUCAUUUCAACUCUUGAGGAGAGACACUGCUCGACCAGCUCAUCUCCUGUAGUCAAGUGUAAAGUCUCUCAAGCAUGCUAUAGCUAGGGACCAAAUCGAGGGACCCAUUCGAGUGAAAAUACUGGGGGUGGCUUGUCUCCCUGUCUCCACUCCAAACCUACACAUAUGAAAUCCAUGUGUGAGUGAAAGCUUAUGAUAUAACCAUGUUCCACCCAAAACCAACCAAUUAUCUUUUGAGACGUGAAUAAAAUUUUGCCCAAGCCAUUCAACUGGAGUUGACUGUACUGUGUAUUCACUUAAUAUUCAUCAAUGCAUUUAUUUUCAUUUUACAUUUCCCUUUCUCUCUCCAUUAAAUAUGCUGUUGAAACCA